AUUCAAUGCACCCGUUCUUGCUUUAUCUGCAGACUGCCCACUGUGCUGUUCUUCUUGUUCGCCAGGUUGCAUUCAUCGUGCUGAAUUUAUGACGAGUCUCUAGAAGGUUUGUGUCACUGGAUACCACGUGCACAGAUUUGAUUAUGCUACAUGCUGUCUAGAUUGUGUACAGAAAAGGAAGGAAGUUACUGAAGUGUUCCGUAUCCACGAUACCUCUAGUCAAAACAGCCCUUCAUAUUCUGCUCAUCAGUGACUUGCACGUCGACGAAGAGGGUUAACAGCUUAAUCGAAUACAAUGACAACCUACGAAAUUAAAGUAAAAACGGGGGACAGAGCUGGGGCAGGUACUGAUGCUAACACACAGAUAGUUCUGCUGGAUAAUUCUGGAAAGAAAACCAAACCUGCCACUUUGGAUAACUGGUUUAGAGAUGAUUUUGAACGAAAUCAAAUAGAUGUCUUCACAAUUAUUGAUGAAACAGACAUUCCCGAAGUGACCGAGAUCCAGUUGCGAAGAGACGAAGCAGGCUUGUACAGUGAUUGGUUUGUUGAAAAAGUGGAGGUGACCAACCAGAAAAGCGGAAAAACAUCCGUUUUCCCAAUUCUUCGGUGGAUUCGCCCUGGCGUUGAUACAUACUUUGGACGACACGACACAUUUUUACCUCAGUCUGAUCCACGACCGAAGCAGAGAAAUUCUGAACUCGAUGAGAAAAGGAAAUUGUACGAGUAUGAAGAGAAAAUUCCAAAUUUACCCGUACAGGUUAAGAAGGUCCCCGAUGAUGAAAUGUUUUCUGAUGGUGCAAAGUGGGAUCUGCUGAAAAGAAAAUACACCUUGAUUGCUGGCAAAGCAUUGGAGAUGGUAUUUGGCGACGGGUCGUGGGAAACCUUAGAUGAUUUGAAAGGUGUUUACUCCAAAUCAUUCGGAAUUCCAAAGGGGAUGGAGGACUGGGAAAGUGAUGUCAGCUUUGGAUGGCAACGACUAAACAGCGUCAAUCCCAAUCUCAUUCGUCUGUGCACAGAGAUACCAGAUAAAUUUGGAGUGACGGAAGAGAUGAUCAAGCCUUUUCUUGAGGGUUUGACGAUAUCUCAAGCCAUCACCGACAAACGUCUCUUUAUCAUCGAUCUCGAUAUCCUGGAAGGACUUUCUCUAGUCGAAGGUUAUAUUUGUCCUCUCCCUAUUGCAUUGUUCUUUGUGGAUGGUAAAGGGCAGUUGAUGCCAGUGGCUAUACAACUCUUCCAGCAGAAGGGACCUGACAACCCGGUUUUUCUUCCCAGUGACCCUCCGUAUACUUGGCUGAUUGCAAAAAUGUGGUACAACGUGGGCGACUCAAAUUACCACCAGGCCAUAACCCAUUUAGGUUACACUCAUCUCCUUAUGGAAGGUAUCUGCGUGGCAUCCAAUAGAUGUCUUUCUCCGUCACAUCCUAUGUUCAAACUGAUGGCGCCACAUUUCCUCUACAUUAUUGCAAUCAAUGACCGAGCCCUCAACUUUCUGGUGUCUCCUGGAGGUUGGAUCGAUAAAACUAUGGUGGUUGGAAGCAAAGGCGUUCUGGAACUCGCGAUAAAGGGAACGGGGUCAUGGAGACUGGAUGUGGAGGGAACGUAUCCUGAAUUCCUAAAGAAACGAGGGCUUUACCCUACGGAUGGAAAACUUCUGCCAACUUUUUACCAGCGUGACGACUCUUUGGAUUUGUAUGAAGCCAUUCGCAGCUACGUCACCAAAUAUGUCAAGCUCUACUACGAUACAGAUGAAAAGAUUACUAAUGAUCCUGAAAUUCAAAACUUUGGACGAGAAAUAACACUUGACAAGUCUAAAGGAGGCUGUGGAAUAUCGGGUGUUCCACUUACAAACGGAAAGUUCACCUCCGCUGACCAACUGAUUCUCGUCUUCACUUCCGUUAUAUUCAACAGCAGUGUGGUCCACGCAGCCGCUAACUUCCCUCAAUAUGACGAGUACGGAUUUCCUCCUAACUAUCCUACCAAAAUCAAAGGAAACCCACCAAAAGACAAGACACCAUUGCAAGAAGGAGAAAUUGUGAAAGCUUUGCUUGACAGAUCUACGACAUUGGACACGAUGAUCAUCACAACAAUUCUAAGUGCAAGGAGCACUAAUGCCCUCGGGGACUUUGAGGUGGAGUACGUGUAUGAUCCUGUAGCAGUUGCGCUAGUGGAAGAAUUUAGAAAAGAUUUGAAACGCAUUAGCGCCAAGAUUCGUAACAGAAACGAGAAGAUGAGCAGAAAGUAUGAAUAUCUUCUACCAGAGGAAGUUCCCAAUUCAAUCAGCAUUUAAUCUUAAGAGUAGGACUGUGUUGUACUUGACCUUAAAUCAUGGUCUUUGUUGAUUUGCUUGACGUGUAUAUUUGUUGAAGUAUUACUUAUACAAUAAACGUUUCAAAUGAUUUAAUCAAAGUAGUAGAUAUAUAACACCAGAUAAGGUUAUUUUAGUAGAAUGAUAAUGUCUGUGUUUUGUUUGCGAUGUACAUUUUAUGUGAGAGAAUCUGAUGAUUAAGAACUAUUGAUGAUAUAUGUAUAUGGUAUGUAGUCAAUUUAUUGCUGUUUAGAAAUGAAUCCUGAGCAUAUGGGACUCAAGUCAUGGUCUAUAGAGUUAGGUACAUCAGUUUCCUUGGAGUAACAUGCUACUAUUCCCAUUUGUUGUUAUUGGGUUGAAAUAUUAAACAAUUCUGCUUUCUAUAAA
Molecule: messenger RNA, 2692 nt
Organism: Ostrea edulis (European flat oyster)
Lineage: Eukaryota; Metazoa; Mollusca; Bivalvia; Ostreida; Ostreidae
Product: allene oxide synthase-lipoxygenase protein-like
Exons: 16
Coding region: 296-2287 (663 amino acids)
Biological process (GO): lipid oxidation
Molecular function (GO): oxidoreductase activity, acting on single donors with incorporation of molecular oxygen, incorporation of two atoms of oxygen; metal ion binding; protein binding
Source: RefSeq, a predicted model, not a curated record